AUUAUUUCUGAACAAUUCAUAUAGUUAUCUUAUACGCAACCUAUAGCCAUCUCAUUCCUUCUUACCAUGUAGUAUCACACUUCAAAUUAUUAAAGUAUAUUUUUCAGAUAACUUCCGAUACUUAGAACAUAAAGUAACGUUUCGAAGCAAAUAUGUGGUUUUGCCGGGCUCUCACUAAAGUUCCAUUAAAUCAAAGCUUUGUUCGUUUGGCAUCGUCAGGAACAGAUUUGAAGCUGGCUUUGGAGAGCAAAAUUGAUGCCGAACGCAAGAAGGUCGCAGAGAUUCGUAAGAAUUACAAGGAUAUCGUUUUAAGUCAAACAACCAUUGGCAACAUGUACGGUGGCAUGCGUAGUGUUGUGGCUUUACUUUGUGAUACAUCCAAUGUAGAUCCAAAUAAAGGUAUUCGUUACCGUGGUUUGCAUACUGAAGAAUUUUUAAAGCAACUUCCAAAGGGUGAUUGUGGCGAACAACCAUUGCCGGAAGGUGUGUUUUGGUUUUUACUUACUGGUGACAUACCAACUAAGGAGCAAUGCAAGGCAUUAACACAGGAUUGGUAUAAACGCUCUCCACUUCCUGAUUAUGCUGAGAAUCUUUUAAAUAAUUUGCCGCAAUCUUUACAUCCAAUGGCCAAACUGUCUUGUGUUAUAACUGCUUUGCAUAAUGAUAGUAGCUUUGUUAAAGCUUAUAAUAGCGGUGUCAAGAAGACUGAGUACUGGAAGUAUUAUUAUGAAGAUAGCAUGAAUAUCAUUGCUAAAUUACCACUGAUAGGCUCUAAAAUAUAUGCAACCACUUUUUGCGGUGACAAAAGCAAAAAAGUCAUGAAUCCUGAAUUAGAUUGGACUGCAAAUUUUGUUAAAUUAAUUGGUUUCGAGGAUGAAACUUUUACGGAUUUAAUGCGUUUAUAUUUUGUUAUUCAUGCGGAUCACGCCACCGGCAAUGUAUCGUCGCAUACAACACAUUUAGUUGGAUCGGCUUUAAGUGAUCCCUAUUUAUGUUUUGCUGCUGGUAUGAAUGGAUUAGCUGGUCCAUUACAUGGUUUAGCCAAUCAAGAAGUAUUAAAAUGGCUUGGAGAUAUGAAGAAGGAAAUUGGUGAUACUCCUACAGAUGAUAAAAUUAAGGAAUUCGUGCAGAAAACCUUAAAAUCUGGACAAGUCAUCCCUGGUUUUGGUCACGCUGUACUACGUGUUACAGAUCCACGUUAUACCUGCCAACGUGAAUUUGCUUUGAAAUAUUUGCCAGAUGACAAAGAUUUUAAAAUAGUUUCUAAGCUCUUUGAAAUUGUACCACCAAUUCUUAAAGCUACUGGUAAAGUAAGUAAUCCAUACCCAAAUGUAGACGCGCAUUCUGGUGUGUUACUACAACACUUCGGUCUAACGGAGACAAGUUUCUAUACUGUUUUAUUUGGUAUUUCACGCGCUUUGGGUGUAUUGGCUUCACUUACAUGGCAUCGCAUACUUCUUAUGCCUAUUGAGAGACCAAAAUCAAUUUCAACAUAUGAUCUUUUGAAAUUGAUUGAUAAGAAGAAGACGUCCGAAGCAAAAAGCGAUUGCAAGAAAUGAUUGUACUACGUGACCAUUUCGAGCCUCGAACUAAUAAACAUGAACAUGGCUUUGACAUCUGUCAAAGUCAAC
This is a messenger RNA of Teleopsis dalmanni, 1631 nucleotides long. RefSeq names its product probable citrate synthase 1, mitochondrial. The coding region runs from base 153 to 1559 and encodes 468 amino acids. The transcript has 7 exons. Gene Ontology annotation, cellular component: mitochondrial matrix. The record is from RefSeq and is a predicted model, not a curated record. Gene Ontology annotation, biological process: tricarboxylic acid cycle; carbohydrate metabolic process. Lineage: Eukaryota; Metazoa; Arthropoda; Insecta; Diptera; Diopsidae.